Messenger RNA from Wickerhamiella sorbophila, 1362 nucleotides. RefSeq lists its product as hypothetical. The record is from RefSeq and is a predicted model, not a curated record. The transcript has a single exon. Gene Ontology annotation, molecular function: protein binding. Lineage: Eukaryota; Fungi; Ascomycota; Dipodascomycetes; Dipodascales; Trichomonascaceae. Bases 1 to 1362 code for a protein of 453 amino acids.
AUGGCGUCCGCCGCGACUUCAGGACCUCUUUCCAGUUGUCUAGAUCUUAUUGUAGAUACUGGCCGGUACCCCCAAGCUUCGCAUGUUCUCCCACAGAACGACCCAUGGACUUUGCCUGCAAUUACUGGUCAUUUGCAGUUCUCCAAGCUAGGAUUAAGAGGGUUCAGCAUGGCGGUUAUUAAGGGCGAUUUCGAGGCUGCGUGGACCAGCUUUUGUGAAGGAUUGAAUCAAGGCGAUGACGUGCUGCGCAAAGUUGACCGCGGCCACUGUUCAGACUUUUUAGCUCAUUUACCUAGCGGGGCUUCCACCGCCAGUAAAAUGUGGCCCCGGGCCAAGCAAUUCAAAAAGAGUAUGUCUGAUGCUGGAUAUGAACUAACAACCGAAGACUACGGCGUUUUAAUCAACUGCUGCUUCAAGGCUGGUGAUUACGACGGUGUGCUUCAGCUGUGGACGGAAAUGGACGCUUACGGUGUGGAACGAGAUGUAGUAGCAUGGAACCAGUAUAUCCAGGCUACAUGUGAUGCGUUCCCAGCGUUCUGGCCAAAGGGCGCUCGUAUCGGGAACUGGGAGCGAAUCAGCGUUAGCCGGUUGCCUCCUCUCAUAAAUAACGUCCAAGAGCUCCUGCUCAAAAUGGAGAUCAACGGGGUGGUGCCGAACGCGCGAACAUACGAGCUUGUUUUACUUGCGUUUGCUCGCCAAGGACAGAUCGGCAUGUGCGAACGCAUUAUUGAAAUGGCGUGGCUCGGAGAAAACUCCCGGUUAUCCAGGGACUCGCUUUUAUGGCCGUCAGUGUCCACUCUUUCAUCAAUCGUGGACGCUUAUUGUUUCAAUAAGCAGGUCGUUCGAGCAUGUGAGCUUAUGGACCACAUUAUCAAGCGAUAUAAUAUCCCGAUUGCAAGUCAAUCCGCCAAGCCAGUUUGGACAAAGCUUCUACGAUGGGUUGUGCUAAGGACAGAGCCGCGGGCCGAGCUUCCGACCGGCUUUUUUGAGCAAAUAUGGGCAGCUAUGGCAGGAAAGUACGGGAUUGAAGCCACGUUGGGAAUGUGGAGUAUUCGUCUCGAAUAUUUAGAAUGGAAAAACCAGUUCGACGAUAUGGAGAAAUGCAUUGAACCAAUAAUGUCAUUGCCCAGAGAUGAGAACCGUAAUGCUGUAGCCACUUCGGCUCUUAGACGUGUUGUCAAAGGGCUCACCAACACAGCUCGCUCGUUGGAUGCGGUUGCCGUUAUGGAGAAAUGGGCUCGGCGGGGGCUCGACGUCAGACUCGAACUGCAAGAUUAUGUACGGGCCAAAGGCGCCACGAAAGAGCAGUUGGAAAUGUACAGAGAAGAUGACGAUGACGAUAAUCUUUUGGGGAUUUCUUAA